AUGAGAUCGGAGCCGUACAGAGAACGGAUCCGGAGGGAGCUCCGCCAGAUAUGGGUCGACCCGCCGGCGUUCUGCCGGCCCGGCGCGUCGCCGGUGACGUACCUCCUCCACUGGGAGGUGGCCAUCGACGGCCCCGACGGCAGCCCCUACGCCGGCGGGACGUACGUUCCCCGUAGACGUCGACUUCGGCCGCACUACAUAUCCCCUGAGGCCCCAAAGAUCACCUUCAGAACCAAGGUGUACCACCCGAACAUCAACUCGGAAGGGGAGAUGACGCUGGACAUCUUCCGCUACGAGAACUGGAGCGCGGCGAUGACCGUCCGCAAGCUCCUCCUCCUCAUUGUAUCCGUCCUCCGCGACCCCAUGCUCGACGACCACCCGACCAACGACGAGGCCAGCGAUGUGUACGAGAGCGACCUCGAGCUCUACGAGCAGAUGGCCAUGGCGUGGACCUGGGAGUACUCCUCCACGCCCAUCGUCUCCUACUACCCGCCGGUCGAGAAAGACGAGCGGCGGUGGCUGGACUGGUGGGAGGCCGACGAGGCGGCGGAAGCGGAAGAGUGGCUGCGCCGCUACGAGGCGGAAAAGAGGCGGCGCCGCCAGGAGGAAGAGAUGUUGGCCGCGUCGUCGCCUGCACGUGACAGGAGGAUCGCGUUGCCCCGUGUGACGUGGAACCGGGCGGUGGCGUUUCUUCAGGGAUGGGCCGUCGCGUUACCUUGA
Molecule: messenger RNA, 720 nt
Organism: Panicum hallii
Lineage: Eukaryota; Viridiplantae; Streptophyta; Magnoliopsida; Poales; Poaceae
Product: ubiquitin-conjugating enzyme E2 11-like
Exons: 3
Coding region: 1-720 (239 amino acids)
Biological process (GO): protein polyubiquitination
Cellular component (GO): nucleus
Molecular function (GO): ubiquitin conjugating enzyme activity
Source: RefSeq, a predicted model, not a curated record